Messenger RNA from Aspergillus lentulus, 690 nucleotides. Lineage: Eukaryota; Fungi; Ascomycota; Eurotiomycetes; Eurotiales; Aspergillaceae. The record is from RefSeq and is a predicted model, not a curated record.
AUGUCGUGUCAUCAACACAUUCCCAGAGACCAAGAUGGGAUCCCCGGCUCGCCUCUCACCACCAAAAGCCGUGUCCUGGAAGGCGGCGCCAGCAUGGUCCAAGAUUUCACACCUGUCAAACAGAUCUGCGCCCAUCUAAAUGCAUUUCACAUUUAUGCGUCGGAUCCGACAAGAGCCGUGGAAGCGAAUCAUUAUUGUACUCAUGUUACAGAAGACCUCAGGCAGUGUCUGAUAUACGAUUCCACCAAGCCUAAUGCCCGAUUGAUCGGCGUCGAGUACAUGAUUUCGCCGCGCUUAUUCGAGACCCUCCCGUCCGAGGAACGCAAAUUAUGGCACACCCAUGAGUUUGAGGUCAAAAGCGGCAUGCUAAUUAUGCCUGCUCCCGCCGGAGUGCCGAAGCCUGCCUGGGAGGCAGCGGAAACAUCAGAGAUGAGGGACAUCAUUCCGCUGUACGGAAAAACGUAUCAUUUUUGGCAGGUGGACAGGGGCGAUCCACUUCCCUUGGGAGCUCCACAGCUCAUGGCUAGCUUCACAUCUGAAGACAAAGUCAAGCUCGCUCAUCCGAAGGGUCUUGAUGGGCUACUUGCGGAGAGGGACGAGGCGUUCGGGGUUGACUACAAGGCCAAGGCGGAGAAGAGGAAGGAUAUCGAGCCGCCCAACCUGAGUCCUGAUGCCGACGCCAUGGUGUAG